This is a messenger RNA of Onychomys torridus (southern grasshopper mouse), 2891 nucleotides long. Its product is annotated as translation initiation factor IF-2-like. The transcript is spliced from 3 exons. The record is from RefSeq and is a predicted model, not a curated record. The coding region runs from base 1 to 807 and encodes 268 amino acids. NCBI's taxonomy places the organism in Eukaryota, Metazoa, Chordata, Mammalia, Rodentia, Cricetidae.
AUGUCCGAGCGCGGGGCGAGCCGGGCUGGAGAGGGCAGGACCCGGCACAGGGGCUCAGAGUGGUCCCGGCUGAGGGAAAGCAGGGUGCGUUCAAGGAGGACGCGCAGACGGGGCGGGGCGGGAGGGGAGCGCGGGGCGGGCGCCCGGGUGUCCCCACCUCCGCGUCGGGCCACCGCGCCGGGAGGGGGCGGGGUGCGUGCUUUUCACCCUUUGUGCGGCGCGGCGCAGGCCCGGGCGGCGGCCAGGGGCGCUUUGUCCUCGCCGGGCGGGGACGGACGGUCCCGGGUGGGGUGGGGAGGGGUCCUCAGCGCGCUUGUCCCCUCCCCGGGCGUCCGGCACUCACCCUCCGCAGCCACUGCGGGCGAUCUGCCGCUGGCUUGGGCCCAUCGGCCCAGGAUAAAGCUCGCGGGGCCCGGAGGCCGCAAAGGCGACUACGCACAGAGCCCCGGUAGCCCAGGCGUGCGCGUGGUGGCCCGGGGCUGCACCCUCCCCGGGCCAUCCCUCGUGUUUGUUAUGGUGUCGCGGCGGCCACCAGGCCCGCGAGAGCUGGGGGAGGCCGGGGAGAGGAGGCCCGGCGGUGUUGGGUUACCGGCGGUUCCUCCGGCCCUCGGCCUUCCUUCUGUCUUCACUCCUGUCCACUUAUCACCUUACACGGGACUCAGGCAACAGACUGCCUGCGCGACAGCCCCCUCCCUGCUGCCAGAGUCAUGGCCUGAAACACUGCAGGACUCAAAUCGCCCCCCACCCCUCUGCUCCGCUCUGCACUUGAUAAUCUUCUCUCCAAACUUCAUUGACUUAUUUCACUGACGCCGGAAACCCCUCUACCAGCCACUGCCUUCCUUCAAAGCACUCAGCAAACGCAAAGGCCAUGUUUAUUCUAAUCUAUUCAUCCCACCAGCCCUUACAGAAUCUCCCUGCCUUCAUCCUGAAGCUGUACGCUGCUUUUUCAAACAGUCCGCAGACCUGCAUGUGUAGAGGGUGAGACAAGUUAGUGGCCUGCAGGUCGAGUCCUGGGCCCCCGUUGAAUUGCCUGGGAGACUUUAGUCAAACGACUUAACCUUGUGAACCUUCUUCAGUUUGCUCUUGUUAAAAUAUGUGUCACUGGGUCUGGUUGAUUUUAGUUUUUGUUUGGUUUGGUUUUCAGGUAAACAGAUUGUGUCUGUAUUGGUCAUUAAAAUGACAAGUGUUCUGGUCCCUUCUCUCCCCCCAGGAUGUGGUAGGAAACUCUUACCUGACUCCCUCAAGGUACCAUGUGGCCAUAUAGCUUACAGAGCUUGAUAGAGUCAGUGCAAAAAUGAUCAAUCUUCUACCUGGAAGCUUUGACAGCUAGGGAGUAAACUGCCAUGUGCUCUCCUCACCUUGACAAGCAGUGCAGAGAAGGGGCCAGCUGAGACCCUGGACAGCGAACAGAAUAGUCCCCAGGACGCCUGAGCUGGAAAGGCAGCUUGAGCAAAGCCGCUUGCUGUGUUCAGCCGGUGAGAUGAUGUGUGUUCGUUACAGUGGCAGAGCCUGUUCUGAGAGCAUCCCUCAAGUGUGAGGGCUUUGUCCCACCUGAAGGGCCAGAACCUGCCACAAGCUGGCAGCUGUUUCACAACUAUAAACGCUGUGGAAGGUAGCUGCUGUAAUCUGUUUUCACUUGGGGCAGUCAUAUCAGACAGGUUUAAAACUUUGCCUAACAUCACUCAGCUUGUACUGAGUAACAGCCCUCCCUGCCCCUGGCCUACAGGAGCCAUGGGAAGGAGUAAAACCCACUACAGUGUGCGGCACAGUCAUGUCUGAGCAUUGGCAGCUCCUGCCAAGCCUGGAUUCCUGUAGCAUUGGUCAGUGUGGGUUUUUUAAUUACAUGAACCUCUCCUGUAUAUGUAUGCAUGUACGUAUGCAUGUGUGGGGUACAAGCUUUCAGAAGUCAGUUCUCUCCCUCCACCAUGUGGCACCUAGGGACCAAACUCUGACCAUCAAACUUGAUGGCAAGUGCCUUUAUCUGCUGAGGCAUGGCAUGUGUGGUUUAUUUUACACAGCACAUCUCCUCUAACCAGCCCAGGCUCCUUGGUUCAGAGUUUGAGUUCCAGAGUCAAACUGACCGGGUUCAAAUCCUGUCCUGACACUCAUGGUGACUGUCUUGAACCAUUAUUUUCCCUGUGUCACUGCCAGUUGGUGUGGGUCUUAAUGGAUAGGAUACAAACUCAGUAGGUGAUGGCUGUUGCUGUCAGGCUCACUCUAUUUCCUUCAAGCUCUGAGGAAUGAUGUGCAGUUUGAUCAUACUACUUGUCAGCUUCUGGUACUGUUGUAACAUCUGUACUCACAAGUUAGAGUAGCCUUAGGUUCAUCAUGGGGCCUUUAUUACAUUUGCUGUUUCAAAGCAACUUAAAGUGUGUAUGUUUGCUUUCUUAAGAAAGCUUUGUUCAGAAAACACAAUAAUACCAACUAUUGUUUAUCGUGUGUGUGUGUGUGUGUGUGUGUGUGUGUGUGUGUGUGUGUGUGUGUGUUAUUAGGAUCCCCAUUUCACUGUUGAGAGGAAUAUCAACAAAGGUUGAAUACAUUGUGUGCUAUCAAACAGUAACAGUAUAAGUCAGGAUUUGAACCCACUCAUCUAACUAAGGCUCCAAGCUGCCUGUGGUACAACUCGCAUGAGUUGCUGUUGUUGGUCUAUACUAAUAGGUGAGGUUUGACACAUUACCUAAGAUUAUGACAUUUCUAACUUGGAUCUGUGAGCUGAUGGACAGCUGACUUGGAAAUAGCCACUUUAGAACAUUCUUAUUCUUCACUAUGGCAGAAUAAAUCUGUCAACCGGAAAUUCAUACUCCUCCUUCCUAGGCCUUUCUGCCUGGGGUGUGUGGGGUUCGUGUGUGUGUAUCUCAUUCAAAGCAUAUAUAUAGUGGUUUAAAUAAACU